UAUCAGGGCAACCAACAUCCAUUCCAAUCCCUCUAAGCCAAAAGGACCAACCAAACUUUAACCCCAAACCCUGUCUCCAACCGCCCAAAACCUGCAUAUAAGAACCCGCCCCCCGCAGCCAACAAACACUGCCCCAUACCACUUCCAACAACACCAACAUCAACACAAUAGAUAAAUUCAAAUCCAAAAUGUCCCAACCCAAACCCAAUUCAAAAAAAGGAAAACCUCUCUUCAAACCAACCCUAAUAAUCCACGGCGGCGCGGGUGCCCUCAAAAGAUCCACCCUCCCCCCAUCCCUCUACGCCCAAUACCAAACUUCCCUGCUCACUUACCUCCGCUCCACGCACGCCCUUCUCAAAUCCGGCUCCACAGCCCUCGACGCCGCAGUCCACGCCGUAACUCUCCUCGAAGACGAUGAGCUCUUCAACUGCGGCCGCGGAAGUGUCUUCACUUCCGCGGGGACCAUUGAAAUGGAAGCCUCUCUCAUGGUAACGUCUCUCGUCUCUGAUGAUUCCUCUCCCGAUUACCCAGGGUCGACCAAGAGGGGCGCAGGCGUUAUGGGGUUGAAGAACGUUCGACACCCGAUUCUGGCCGCCAAGGAGUCACUCUUACGGACCGGAUCUAGGGUGAAUGGAAGUGAGGACGGGGGCAGCAUGCAUUCGCAGCUUGUGGCGCCGUAUGUGGAGAUGAAGGCCAGGGAGUGGGGACUGGAGUUCAUGCCUGAUGAGUGGUUCUGGACGCAACGACGGUGGGACGAGCAUCUCCGGGGUCUGCGGGGCGAUCCUGAGCCGGUCAGUUUUAGUCAGGGGACGGUGGGGUGUGUUUGUCUUGAUAUGUGGGGUGGGGUGGCUGUUGCGACUAGUACCGGGGGGCGGACGAAUAAGUGGCCUGGACGGAUUGGGGAUACGCCGACUUUGGGGAGUGGGUUUUGGGCGGAGGGGUGGGACGUUCAGUGUAAUGCUGUAGAAGAUGGCGAGGAGCGUGAAGGGGGAGGGUUGUUGGAUGGGGUGUUGGGGAGUUGUUUGUCGUUCUUUAAUAGCAGGGAAAGGGGUAGGGGCUAUGUGUCUUUGCCUAUGGAGGUUCCUUUGGAGAGGGGACUGGGGGAGAAGAUGGUGAUGUGUUCUAGUCCGGAGAAUAGAGUCAAGAGACGGGCUGUUGCUGUUUCGGGUACUGGGAAUGGGGAUUCUUUUCUGAGGGUUGCGGCGGCGAGGACGGCCUGUGCUAUGGUUCGUUUUUCGGGGUGGACGCCUACGCUGGCGGAUGCUGUUUCUGCUGUUGCUGGGCCGGGUGGUGAGUUGCAGCGUUCCGCUGGGGGGCGUUGGGGGGUUACCGGGGAGGGUGAAGGGGGUAUUAUUGGGAUUGAGGCGGAGGUGGAGGUCGAUGAGGAUACGGGAGUGCCUGUGUCUGGGGUGGGAUUGGGACAGGGGAAGGUGGUGUUUGAUUUCAAUUGCGGAGGGAUGUGGAGGGCGUGGGUGGAAGAGGAUGGCGUUGGGAACGAUAUCGAGAAUGUGAUGGUCUUCAGAGAGCCGUAUUAAAUGAAUUAUUCAGACCAGACUCUUUUUGGUGGAUUUGUGGUACUAUUCUGUCUCAUUCUUGUUCAGGUUUGAUGCUGGAGCCUGUAGCUUGAUAGCGUGAAAUUUAAAGCAGAAAGAUGAGAAAUACAGGAAGUGAUAUCAUG
Molecule: messenger RNA, 1678 nt
Organism: Aspergillus caelatus
Lineage: Eukaryota; Fungi; Ascomycota; Eurotiomycetes; Eurotiales; Aspergillaceae
Product: isoaspartyl peptidase/L-asparaginase
Exons: 1
Coding region: 189-1535 (448 amino acids)
Molecular function (GO): hydrolase activity
Source: RefSeq, a predicted model, not a curated record